Taeniopygia guttata (zebra finch) is the source of this 2017-nucleotide messenger RNA. NCBI's taxonomy places the organism in Eukaryota, Metazoa, Chordata, Aves, Passeriformes, Estrildidae. The record is from RefSeq and is a predicted model, not a curated record.
GGAGCCCUCGGCAGCGCCCGGCCGGCAGCGGGGAGCGAGCCCCGGCCCGGCCGCUGUGCCCGUGGCGCCGCAGAGGCGAGGGGAGAGCCGCAGGAGCCGCUGCCUCGGGCACUGCCCCGGGCCGGGGGCAGCAGCCGGGCCCGGCCCUGCGGCAGCGCAGGAGGCUCUGGCGGUGCCGCUUCUCCAGCUCGGCCCGGUGCCCGGGCACGGCCCCGGCCUUGGGGCUGCCCCUGCCCCGCUCAGCUGCCCGUGCCCUGCCCGGGCGCCGAGGCCGCGCUCGGUGCCCCCGGGUGCCGCUGCUGCGGGCAGGGCCGAGCCCCGGUGCCCGGGCACAGCCCUGAGGGACACCCCUGCUCCCCGGGCUGCCGCGGCUCCUGGAGCCGCUGCCCACGAGCCCCCGGCACGGCCGUGCGGCCAAUUCCUCGUGCCCUGGGCAGCGCAGCCUGCAAAGCCGGGGCUCGGCACUGCGGGGCUGGGGCUGCCGUGUGCCAGCGGGGCCAAAGCCUCGCAGGGCUCGGGGCACAGCCGGGCCCGCCAGGACACCGCUCCGGGGAUGCUCCCAGCCAGCUCCUGUCUGCUCCGCUGCUGUUGGGGUGCCGGGCUGGCCCUAUGUGAUGUGGGACAUGAUGGUGGCCAGAGACCCUUGUGACAUCAGGGAGUUCCACCCGGGCUGAGGGUCUCCAAGGGGCGCGGAGCCCUGGGUUGCCCAGUCCCAGGAGAGCUGCUCUCUGAGGAGGACGCAGCUCCCUGGUUCUGUCUGCGCCAGACGCCAACAGCCACAGACAACAGAGACGAGGACAAAGGCAACUCCAGCUCCCAGUCCAUCCGACCUGUGCCCAUCUGGCUCUUUGCUGAAAUGGACCGCAAGCUUUCCCACGACGAUGUCCAGAAGUUUUCCCACGGGGAAGGUGAGAGGUUUGCAGAACUGUCACCAUGCGAACAAGAGCUCUUCUCCCACAUGUCCCAGUGGAAAAAUAGCAGAGAACCAGACUUCUACCGAGUGAUAGACAGCAGUGACAACGAGCUGUUGCAAGGACCAGACGCCAGAGCACAAGAGCUGCCCCAGUGGCCAGAUAUUGAAGACCAAAAGCUGUCCCGACGGCAGGAACAUGUGAGCAGUCAGGAGCUGUCCCAAUGGAGAAAGGACAUAGCCGUGCAAGCGAGUCCCACGGAGCAGAACAUCGACUGGGAGAUGCUGGGCGAGGUGCUGCAGGAGGUCCAGGCACUGAAGCUGGAGCUGCUUGCCCUUCAACAGGUGUUGGCUGGGGACGAAUCUGUAGACACAGCCAAAAAUGAAGAGAGCUCAGUGCUUUCCCCACACAGCACCCCCAGCCUCUGGCCUGCCCAGCUGAGUUCCCAAGCCCCCAGGGAGCAGCAGGAGGAGGGGGCAGCAUCAGCAUCUGUGCGGGCAGUGCAGGAGAGCGAGGAUGGGACCUUGACUGGGGAGGACAAAGACUGGGAAGAUGACAUCGAUUCAGAGCUUUCCCAGUGGGAAAAUAAGGAACAGGCAGAGGUGUCCCACAGAGAAAUGAACAACUCCCAAGAAGUGUCCCAGGGGCAAGAGUGCCCUGAGCAGGAGCCGUGCAGCCAAGGGCCGGCGCCUGCCCCGCACAGCCCCCCCAGCCCCUGGCCUGCCCGGCUGGGAGCCCAGGCCCUCCGCGGGCAGCCGGCUGCCCCCGGGAAACGUCCCUCCCGCUUCAGGCGGGCGCUGCGGGCGCUGCGGGGGCUGUUCUGCUGUUCCUGCCUCAGACCACGCACAGAGGAGUAAAACGGACAUGGGAAAAAAUAAAGAGGACAAAGAUGACAUGGCAGAUGAAGAAGAUGAAGACAGAGAAGAAGAUGAAGACAAAUAGGAUGAAGAAGAUGAAGAAGAGAAAAAAGAGGAAGAAGACAAAGAUGAAGAGUAAAAAGACAAGACAGAGAACAUUUAUUUAAGAAUAGAUAGAAGAAGUAUAAUAAUAAGAAUUUAGUAAUACUUAGAAGAAGAGUACUAGGAAUAGGAAUAGGAAUUUCAAAA